AGUAUUGAGCAAGAAUUGGUGGAAACAGCAAGAUUUCGAGGAGUCAGCGAAUCUUAGGGAAUCAAUUGUGCUUUCCCCGAAGAGUGGAUGGGUCUCUGGGGAAGUUCUGUAGUGAACAAAGCCUUCGCCCGAAUGGGAACUCCUGGAAAUAAAGCCCUGCAGUAAAGACGGCAGGGUGCAGUCCCGGCUCCCGGCGCGCCGAGCCCCCCAGCAGGGCGGGGGCACCGCGGAAGAAGCGCCCCAGAGGAGAGCGCCGCGCCGCGCCCCGCCUGGCGCCAGUUCUCCAGCGCCCGUGGAGGCAUCUGCGCCCCUAGUAGCCAAGCUAUUUUUGGAAGGAAGAAAGAUGGAAAGCGGUGCAGUUCUGCUGGAAUCCAAAUCCUCCCCAUUUAACCUACUGCAUGAGAUGCAUGAGCUUCGCCUCCUGGGUCACCUGUGUGACGUGACAGUCAGCGUGGAGUAUCAGGGUGUCCGCAAAGACUUCAUGGCCCACAAGGCAGUGCUGGCUGCCACCAGCAAGUUUUUUAAGGAAGUGUUCCUUAAUGAGAAGAGUGUGGAUGGUACUAGGACUAAUGUCUACUUAAAUGAAGUGCAGGUUGCUGACUUUGCUUCAUUUCUUGAGUUUGUCUACACUGCAAAGGUACAGGUGGAAGAAGAUCGGGUGCAGCGAAUGCUGGAAGUGGCUGAAAAGCUGAAAUGUUUGGAUUUAUCAGAAACUUGUUUUCAAUUAAAGAAACAGAUGUUAGAGUCGGUACUUUUGGAGUUGCAAAAUUUCUCAGAGUCUCAGGAGGUGGAGGUGAGCAGUGGCUCCCAAGUUAGUGCUGCUCCUGCCCCCAGGGCAAGUGUGGCCACCGAUGGCCCUCACCCCAAUGGUCUCACGGAUUCCUUGGGCUACCCAGGAGAGAGAGCCAGCAAUGGCAUGUCUUCAGAUUUGCCACCGAAGAAGUCCAAGGACAAACUAGACAAGAAGAAAGAGGUAGUUAAACCUCCCUACCCUAAAAUCAGGAGAGCUAGUGGAAGGCUGGCUGGGAGGAAGGUCUUUGUGGAGAUCCCUAAAAAGAAAUAUACGAGAAGACUCCGAGAGCAGCAGAAAACUGCUGAGGGUGAUGUGGGGGACUACAGGUGUCCCCAGGACCAAAGCCCGGACAGGGUGGGCACGGAGAUGGAGCCGGUUUCCAAAAAUGAGGGUUGCCAGGCAGGUGCUGAGUUGGAGGAAUUGUCAAAGAAAGCAGGGCCGGAGGAGGAAGAGGAGGAGGAGGAGGAGGAGGACGAAGAAGGGGAGAAGAAGAAGAGCAACUUUAAGUGCAGCAUUUGCGAGAAGGCGUUUCUGUAUGAGAAGAGCUUCCUGAAGCACAGCAAGCACCGCCACGGCGUGGCCACCGAGGUGGUGUACCGCUGCGACACCUGCGGCCAGACCUUCGCCAACCGCUGCAACCUGAAGAGCCACCAGCGCCACGUGCACAGCAGCGAGCGCCAUUUCCCAUGCGAGCUGUGCGGGAAGAAGUUCAAGCGCAAGAAGGACGUGAAGCGGCACGUGCUGCAGGUGCAUGAGGGCGGCGGCGAGCGGCACCGCUGCGGCCAGUGCGGCAAGGGCCUGAGUUCCAAGACAGCGCUGCGGCUGCACGAGCGCACACACACGGGAGACCGGCCCUACGGCUGCACCGAGUGCGGCGCCAGGUUCUCGCAGCCGUCCGCGCUCAAGACGCACAUGAGAAUUCAUACAGGGGAAAAACCUUUUGUCUGUGAUGAAUGUGGUGCAAGAUUCACUCAGAACCACAUGCUGAUUUAUCAUAAAAGGUGUCACACAGGUGAAAGACCUUUUAUGUGUGAAACAUGUGGCAAGAGUUUUGCUUCUAAGGAGUACUUAAAACACCACAAUAGAAUCCAUACUGGAUCCAAACCCUUUAAAUGUGAAGUAUGUUUCAGGACUUUUGCCCAGCGGAAUUCGCUCUACCAGCAUAUUAAAGUCCACACAGGGGAGCGCCCCUACUGCUGUGACCAGUGCGGCAAGCAGUUCACCCAGCUCAACGCCCUCCAGCGCCACCGCCGCAUCCACACAGGGGAGAGGCCAUUCAUGUGCAAUGCGUGCGGACGGACAUUCACCGACAAGUCCACUCUUCGGCGGCACACCUCAAUACACGAUAAGAAUACUCCAUGGAAGUCUUUCCUUGUCAUUGUAGAUGGCUCGCCCAAGAACGAUGACGGACACAAGACUGAACAGCCUGACGAAGAGUAUGUGUCGUCCAAGCUUUCGGAUAAAUUGCUGUCUUUUGCAGAAAAUGGCCAUUUCCACAACCUGGCUGCAGUCCAAGACACUGUACCUACCAUGCAGGAGAACAGUUCUGCUGACACAGCCUGCAAGGCAGAUGACUCCAUGGUGUCCCAGGACACCCUCCUGGCCACCACCAUCAGCGAGCUUAGCGAGCUGACCCCACAGACAGACUCGAUGCCCACACAGCUUCACUCUUUGAGCAACAUGGAAUAAGAGCUUCAAGCAGUUCCCAUCCUGUUAAGUCUGCGUGUGUGGUAGCUGAACUCAAGAUGAUGUGGGGCUAAGAAAAAUAAUUGUCCAUGUGCAAAGAUGUGGGCAAGAAUGGCCUCUGCAGAUUUUCCUGAACUUCUGCUAACUUGCACGGCUUUAUCACAGCAUUUUUAAAGCUUUCCCUCAAAAAUCCUGAUCUGCAUGAUCUCAGCUACUUUAUUGACAAAAAGGCAGUGAACAUAACCUCACUUAAUUCUGGUGUAGGGUGUAUGUGUUAAUCGUUCUAAUUCUUGAUUAUCUAGUUUAUAGAUAACUGCUGGUCUUAAUUGCAGAGUACAGAGAACUGAACCAGCUCCUGAUAUUGUAGUUAGCAGUCUUCCUGGCUUCUCACUCUGCCUUAUAUUUCCAUGUGGGUUUACUUCUCUCAUAACUACUUUCAAGGUAUUUUUCUUCCAAGCUGAAAUAAAACUGGGGCCACAUAUUUUCAGUCAUUUCUUCCCUGUUGAAUUGAAGCAAAUCAGAUUUUCUGUGGAGACCCUCAAAUGCAACUGAAGAAAUAGAUUGUUGCAUUCAUUCCUCCCCACCCCGCAUUUGUAGGCAGUAAACAAAGUAUGACAGAUUGAACACCUGCAAAACUGCUAGCGUAAUCUCAGCACAUACGCAGCUAGGAAGUUUGUCAUAAAAUCAACUUAGAAAUGAGAUGAGGCUGUUCAGUUUCAGUCUUAAAAAAAUCAGAUUAGGUAAAAGCUGUCCUACCAAAGAGUCUAGCAAAACAAUAUAGUAUUUUUUUGCAGAGGCAUGAAAAAUUAAGACGCUUUAGAGUACUUGAAAGUUGUGUAGUCAUUUUAUUUGCAAAAUGAGGUGACUGUGGCAAAUUAUAGAACACAGAGUAUUAUUAUUUUUGCCAGGUUUUUCUGACUUGAUUUCUGUAAUUUCCAGAAACCCAGACUUCUCGUUUCCACACCUAGAGAUGGAAACAGGCAAGUAACUGACAUGUCUAUUUCCUUGGGAGCAUGUGAGAACAUAGCAGUAGGGACCAAAAGUCUCAGCACACUUACCUCCGAUUAUGCCUUAAAGAGUUGAUUGUGAAGAACCAGUAACUUUGUCUCAAAUGCUUCUUUGGCUGUUUCAUGCAGGACUUAAUUAUUGCUUUAAAAAAUUCACAAUGAAAAGACGAUUCUGCUGUAUUUGUUAAACGUUGACAUUUGGUUCUAGGGCCUUGAGUAUGUGCCACGUGCUUGUGAAAUGCUAUGAUUCACAUGUAACAUUUAAACAUUAAUUUAAAAAGGGAACCUUGGAGAAUUCUUUUGUUCACUAGUUCCUUUUUUCUCGACAUUUUUAAUUUAUUAAACUUGCUGUGAAAACACUUUGAUUUUCUAAGAGGAAGGUACUUUAUCCUUAAGUUCCAGGAUGAAGAUGUAGCUGCACUAUGCCAGAAAUUAACGAGGGAAGACUUUCUUCCUAAGUGCUUAUGUUUUAACUUAUGUUAGUGAAACCACUACAAGGUGUUUCAGGCGCUGAUAACAUGCUUCACACCUGCCCUUGGAGGUCACAGUACUAAUUUACUUCAAAUUUAGUUAUGACAGUGUCACUGUAUCCUAGUUAUGUUUACAGAACAAAUAAAUAAUGACGGUCACACAUCCAGAGGAGACCGAACCUGCCCAGCUGAUGUACUGUUUUAUGGAAUACAGUCACUUGAUCAGAAGGAAUUGAAACAAUAGAUCAUUUUGUUACCUACUGGAGGGAUUUUUGUCUUGAAUUUGUUUCCUUAGAAAUUCUACAAAAAAAUGUUGUUAAUAAAUGUCUGCUUUGUAAAAGCAGUUUUGCAAUUUUUUAAAGAUCUAUUUCUGUUAUAAUUUAGGUUCUGCAGAAAUAUGAUUCUUAAUUGAAACAUAUAAUUUGCUUAAUUACGUGAAUAAUGAAAUGUAAAAUCCAGGUCCAUAAGCCUUUAUUUCAUACAGUCCUAGGAUUAAGCUGUUUAACUGCUUGGAUCCCAGUUGGUCUCUGGCAGUGGGAUCCUGGAGAGGAGAAAUCCUGGCCUCUGCUCAUGCGCAGGCCACAACCGGGCUGGAAGUGCGGUUGAGCUCUCUGCCACUUUCUUCAAUGUAAAAAGUAGGCAUCAAAGAUACGACUUCUACUAUAUACAUUUCUCUGUCCCUGAGAACAGAGAAACCUAACCCUGUAGGGGACUGGUUACAGAGGACCUCCUGGAGCAUCUGCCCCAUUCCUCGAAGUCCAAGCACACCCAUGCUGAGUGGAAGCGAGGCCACCCUCUGAGUGGAUUGGUCCCAAGUGUGUAAUGAGGAAAGUGGCCAGGUGCCGGCACAGUGCCUCUCCCAGAGCCUCAAGAAGGGCCAUUUAGGAGCUUGCUUCAACCAUUUUCCAACCAUUUUCUGUGAAAUACUGUCAGCCCAAACUCCAAAGGGAUGUGCAGCUUUUCGUUUUACCAAAUUCUUUGCUGUCGUUUGGAAAAAAUGGGCCAUGUGGUGGAGACCUUUAUUUAAGGUGAUUUUUACAGAAAUGUGAUUUUGCUGUAGGUGAUUAUCCAAACAAGUAAAUUUGAGUGUAUAAUUUAAUUUUUAACCUGUUAAAUAAACCUUGUCCCUCCAA
Molecule: messenger RNA, 5089 nt
Organism: Gorilla gorilla gorilla (western lowland gorilla)
Lineage: Eukaryota; Metazoa; Chordata; Mammalia; Primates; Hominidae
Gene: GZF1
Product: GDNF inducible zinc finger protein 1
Exons: 6
Coding region: 344-2482 (712 amino acids)
Biological process (GO): regulation of transcription by RNA polymerase II
Cellular component (GO): nucleoplasm; nucleus
Molecular function (GO): DNA-binding transcription repressor activity, RNA polymerase II-specific; protein binding; RNA polymerase II cis-regulatory region sequence-specific DNA binding
Source: RefSeq, a predicted model, not a curated record